UCAGAGAGUGAGAAACGGCUCUUCAAGCAGAGCCCGGGACUGCCUCAGGCAGAGAGAACCUCCUGUUGCAGGGGGACGGCAGGUGCUGGGAACACAGAUCUUGUUACUCUGUAGAUAAGGAAUGUCAGAGUCUGCCGAGAGGCGGUCAAGCUGUUUGUUUUGGACUUCAGUCUCGCUGUUUAUCGGGAGAGUGCUAAAAGCUACAGGCACGACGAAUGUGGAAUUUUAGGGAGCUGGGGGACAACUGCUGAUGGGCGAUCACCGCUUCAGAAGCCAGGCGAUCAGAUGGACUUGGAGCAUAGAAGGAUCAGGCAAGGGAGGAAACGACAGCGUCUAAAAGAGAUGCAUAUUUCCAAUGGCGAGGAGAUGGAAUCGCUCAAGGACAGUCUAAAGGACAGCCCUUGCUUGAAGAACCACAUUGCCAUCUGCAAGGAGGAGAGUGUCUCCUUUAAUGUGCGGCCAGACUGUAUACAAAAUGGUCAAAAGCGGGUUAACACCUCAUUCAGUUCCGAUGCGGCAGAGACCCCAAAUGGUGAGGAGUUGGAAGCAAAGGACAUACCAGAUUCGGAUGCACAGAGGGAGUCAGCGGCCAUUCUUUAUGGGCAGCAAGUUCUAAGAUCCAAAGCUGAACUCCGGAGACAGCUCGCCUUGCCAGUCAGCGAGUGGAACACUGACAGCGAAACCCAAGUGCGGUUCAGGACUUCGCAGGCAAAAGCCAUUGCAGGGCAAGGGUCGGCAGACAGCUUGCCUCUGUACUGUGCCAGUGAUGACCAUGGGCCUGUCACAGGGACUCCAGCAGGUAUCUGUGCACUGUCUGGCCGGCAGGUCGUGGGCAAGGCUGACAGCUGGCCACACCAGAGCCUGGCCACUGAGAGCAACUUCACAGUCACUUCCAAAAGUGACUUCUCCCUCAAUACGCUGCUGGCGGAGUCUGAGAGGGGUGAGUCCAGUGGUCUACAGAGGCGGCCCUCACAAGGAUCAGACCUGGAGAAAACAACAAGGAGAAAAGUGCGAGUUUAUUCUACAGAUUCUCCAAGUGACGAGUCCUUCAGCAGUGGGAGUCUAGACUGCGAGUCCAUGUUUACAGGGACCCUAUUUGACAAUGACUUGAAAGACAAUGCUUUCCUGAGCAACAGCUUCUCACUGGAGGAUGACAUUGUCCCUCUGGAUGAUUCUGCCUCAGACGAGCUCCCAUCGGAAUCACUGCCGGAAGGAUGGGGGAAAUCGGAAGGACUGGGGCCAGAGAUUCAGUGUCACUUAGCGGCCACGGGCAACUUGGGUGAGAUGCCAUCCAUUGCCAGCUGCAUGGAGCAGGAGAAACGGCGUUUUUCAGCCUCCGAACUGAUAAACAGAUUGCAUCUCUCUCAGAAGAAAGUAGCACAAGCUUUGAAACUGAACAAGUCCAUGCCAGGAAGGUCUACACCUAGAGAGAAGACUCCCGCUUUCUCCCUUGAAGGCAGAUCGAAUGCAAAAAAAAAGAGCAAGUCUCUCGUCUCGAUCAACAGCAAUGUGUCUCCAAAGCCACAAAGGAGUGGUCUCAUCUUUGACAGUCCUCCACCUAACAUGUGGAAGCCCAGCACCAUUCCAAGGAGAGUGGGGUCAGAAGGGGAACUGAAUGAAAAACAGCUGCGAGAAAGGAGGCAUUCCAGGUUUCUACUGAACUCGAUCCUGUACCAGGAGUACAGCAACGUGGCGAGUGACCGGGAAAUCCAAAGACAGAAGCGGGCUGACACAGUCAUCGAGGAAGAUGAUGCGAUCCUGGUCAGCAAGUACAGGUCGUUACCAAAGAACUCAAGCUGGUCCCACAGAUCCGUCCGAGGGAACGCUUUUGCUCUUUGGCAGGAUAUCCCGGAUGUGCGGAGAAGUGGGUUACUGGAUCGAAUGGGCAAUGAGCAACGGAAGCUGCAGGAGGCUAAAUUUGAGCUGGUCACUUCGGAAGGCUCUUACCUUCGGAGUCUCAUCAUUGCUGUCGAACAUUUCAAUAACUCCAGGGAGCUCCAGGGAUGUCUCAACAUUCAGGAAAAACAGUGGCUAUUCUCUAAACUGCCCGAUGUCAAAGAAGUCAGUGAAAAGUUCCUGCAGGAGCUGGAAGAGAGGCUGGAGAAGAACAUCUUGAACUUUGAUGUGUGUGACAUUGUGUUGGCUCACUGCUCCGCCUUCAGGAGAGUCUAUGUGCCUUACGUGACCAACCAGGCUUAUCAGGAACAGACCUACCAGCGGCUGCUGCAGGAGAAUUCCAGGUUUUCCAGUGUGUUGAACAAGCUGGAGGAGGAUCAGAUUUGCCAACGACUGCCCCUCACUUCAUUUCUAAUCCUGCCUUUCCAAAGGAUAAUGAGGCUGAAGAUGCUGGUGGAGAACAUAUUGAAACGGACCAAACAGGGCUCCCAGGAGGAAGAGACAGCCACAAAGGCCUUCGACAAACUCAAAAAGCUCACACAGGAGUGUAAUUCUAGUGUACAGUCAAUGAAGAGGACAGAGGAACUCAUUCACCUGAACAAUAAAAUCCAUUUUGAAAGUAAGAUUUUCCCACUGAUCUCUCAGUCCCGCUGGCUGGUGAAGCAUGGGGAACUGACUGAAGUGGAUUCCCAGGUCAACAACACCACGGGGUCGAAGUUCAAGCUCUCCACGAGGCCCAUUUACCUGCAUCUCUUCAAUGACUGCCUCCUGCUUUCCCGAAAAAAGGAUACAGGGAAAUUCGCUGUCUUUGUACAUGCCAAGAGCCAGGAGCUGAGGGCGAAGGACCUGAACAUGAAGGUGCACGGGAUCCCAGGCCACGUCUUCCACCUGCAGCUCCUGGAGAAGGGUCACGUGAAGCAGCAGAUCUUGUUGCGAGCCCGCACUGAGAGUGAGAAGCAGCGUUGGAUAACAGCCAUGCUCCUCGCAGACAAAGGGAUCGACACAGAAUAUGUCGGACUGGAGAAAGAUGACAUUCCUCAGGUCCAGUGCAUCAAGACGUACAAACCCCGGGAAGCGGAUGAGCUGGCACUGGAGAAGGCCGAUGUCCUCGAGGUGAAAACAAGAACCAAAGACGGCUGGAUCGAGGGGAUUCGGUUAUCUGAUGGAGAGAGAGGAUGGUUUCCAAAGCAAUAUGUGGAAGAGAUAACAAACCGGAAUGCUCGGAUACGAAACCUACGGGAAAAGAAUCGCAUUAAACAUGCAACCAGGAAACUCCAGGAAGAAUGCCAGUAACAGGAGGCCAGGCUGUGUUGGAGAUGCCAUGUGGAGCAUGGAUAUCGAACUCAUCCCGAAUCUUGUGGGGAAACAGCUGACAUUGUAGGGCCUGAGCUGUGGAGUCUCUGAGAGACACUUACUCUGCUCCACAGUGAGCGACCUUAAUUUCUAGUCCAUUUGGGUAUACUAGUCCCUCCUGUGGUAUGACACAACUUAGAUUGUCCCUUACUCUCCAGCUUUCAAGGAGACACAAACAAUCUGUUAAUGUUUCUACAGUGGGGGCUCAGAGAACUUUGGGUUCAUACUUACAGGGGCUGCAUUGGUGUGGUUGCUGCAGUUGCCAAGAAUUCACUGCCUAAAAAGGAUCGGAAGCCCAGGGUUGGGAGAAACUAUGUGAGCGGGGAGUGGGAGUAGAGGGGAAGAGAUUAAACAGCAGAUAUCAUGGGGAUGUGCUGCAAAUUUUGGAUGCAGUUAAACCCUCACUUUUACUGUUGAUGUGCCCAGACAGGGUAGACCCAGCAUUGAUCCAUUUCCUACUUAUUGGCAACUCGAAAUUAAACAAAAAUAGUUAUCCUCAGAAUUGAAAGGGAAAGUUGUCUUUGUGUCUAGCCCAUGAUUUGCCACACGCAGGCUACCCACUCCUCUCCGUUCCAACCCCCCCACCACAAGGACUAGGGGGGGAGGGGGGGUUCUAUUUCUUUUGGCAGGAGGAUAAUGAAACCAAGAGAUGGCUAGUGGGUUCUUCACAUUUCUGCUCCGUCUGACUGAUCUCACCCUCUUGUCUUUGAUGAUGCUGGGGCUUUUAGUUCACCUCAGUGCCACACCUCUUCAGGUCUGCUGAAUAAUAAACCUUCAAACAGCCCAAUAUAGCCAGGCAGAGACUGGGUUAGCAGCUCAGAGUCAGUGGGGAAGGGUGAGCAUAGUCACUCCGAUUGAAGAGCAGAUCAAAUUGCCACAACUUGGUACCAAAGCCUUGUGUACCUUUAAUUCCCUUCCUGACACAGCAGUCAAAUUCUCUGACACAAGCUCAACCCCAUCGAAAGCAGUGUCUGUUUCAGUCACAACAGUCAUCUUCUGUGGGAGAGACAAAACUCCUGAUCAUUUACUAACCACGAGACAGUGACUCCACAGCCACCUCUGCCUGGUUUUGACGUGGGCAGAUCUCUCCCACCUCCUUUGCCAAUUUACAGAUGCCAACCACCCUCAGGCACCUUGCUGUAUGACUGAAGCUUAGACCAGGGCUCAGAACAGAACGGCAUAAGAGGGCCCAGUAGCCAGGGCCCAGGGCUGGCUGUACUCAAGAUUGUUCCAAAUUUCAGUCCCAGUCCCUGGCUGAGGUUAAGGAUGACAUGAGAAUUCUCGUCCUGCUCCCAGUAAUUCAGACAUCAUUUCCCACACGGCAAAACAGGAGUGAAUUUAAAUAAACCUGGCAUUGGGAAUUAUGUUAAAUUAUCAGGGAAAUGAUUAUGCAAAAUCAAGAGAGGCAAUGGCCUAAUUGCCUGAUCACAAGACUAAUAAUCCAGAGACCCAGGUAACAUUCCGGAGGCCUGGAUUCAAAUCCCAGCACAUUAUUCAAUAGAAAUCUGAAACUAAGGAUCUAUUGACAAAACCAUGGUCAAUUGUCAGGAAAACCCCAUCUUGUCCUUUAGGGAAGGGAAAUCUGCUGUCCUUCCUGAUCUGACCUAUAUGUAAAUCCAGACCCACAGCGAGGUUAACUACUAUCUGGGAUGGGAGAUGAAUGCUGGCCCAGCCAGUGAUGCCCACAUCCCAUGAAUGAAUCGAUCUGAUUGCUUGACUUGAUUUCCCCAGAAUUGGUCAACUGGCACCAGCCGUCAUUCACCAACCACGGAGGAUGACCAAUGGUGAACGCUACCUGUCCCCUUGUUCAGAUUGCAACACCAACAGAUAAAGGUGACUCGACAAAUUGAGUGUCUGCUCACGAUAAUAUUCCAACAGCCCCAGAACCUGCUCAGUGUAUCAUCACUGCAGCCUAACUGCCUGCUGUAUCUUGCCUGUUCUGUCUACUCAUGCACAGUGUCCAUUAAGACCAGGUGAGUUGUGUACACCCACUGCUAGUAACUGUAGUUACACUGCCAUUUCUGCUAAGGUGCUAACUUAUUGUUCUAAAAUUCCAUGUUUUCACAGCUGUUCAUUUUUAUAAAUAGUCUUUGAUUUUACAUCUGAAAUUACUCCUGCUCAGUGUAUAUUUCGUUAGGAGAAUGUAUAUAUUUUCUAAUCAGUCUAUUCAGAGAUGUUAUUACACACCUCUGACUUGAACCUGGGUCUCCUGGCUCAGAGGUAGAGGCACUACCGCUGCACCACAAGAAUGUAAGUUUACAUUAAUUGGUGGUAGGUGGCAAGGAAUCGCCUUUGGUAUUCAGGUUCGAAUGAGCCCUGAAUGGGGUGCAGGGGUUAUUUUGUUAGACAAUAAUAUUCAAGUUUGUAUAUGUCGGAGAAGAAAAGAGAGGCCACACGCUAUGACCCAGUUUGCCUGGUGCAGAUUGUACUGAGGUGGGAGAUGCUCAGAGAGCAGAUCCUCUCCAUUUGAAUGUGGUCCAGUUACGGAGCCUCCAAGACUAUGACUUUGUGUGAAAUCAAAAUGGUUGGAUGACCAAGGAACAUUCUUUACCUUCAAGUAUUGCUACAACCUGUAUCAAAACCCAGAAUAUCACUCAUGAAACAUGGCAUCUGUUGACAGCAAUUGCAUUAUUGCAAAAGUUCCUCAGUGACCAUUGCUAUGUUUUAUAAACACACAGCGUUUCACCACUGCCAUCUUAAGCUGGCAUGCCCACCAAGGGAACACUUGUAAAGGCACUUUGUACAUAUUCAAGAGAUAGCUGAUCACAUUCAAUGUGCACAGCAUCUUUCGAGAAUUCCUGAGCACAGAGGUUUGAUGCUCAUUAUUAACAAUUGAUUUAGACCUUGGAAAAAUUCAACAGUUCCCAGAUAAGCGUUGAUGUUUGUACACUAUUAAAAUUCACUGUUGGAACUUU
This is a messenger RNA of Hemiscyllium ocellatum (epaulette shark), 6164 nucleotides long. RefSeq names its product Rho guanine nucleotide exchange factor (GEF) 19 (gene arhgef19). The coding region runs from base 286 to 3189 and encodes 967 amino acids. The transcript has 16 exons. Lineage: Eukaryota; Metazoa; Chordata; Chondrichthyes; Orectolobiformes; Hemiscylliidae. Gene Ontology annotation, molecular function: protein binding; guanyl-nucleotide exchange factor activity. Gene Ontology annotation, biological process: activation of GTPase activity; regulation of actin cytoskeleton organization. The record is from RefSeq and is a predicted model, not a curated record.